AAGUCCUAUAGGGGAGACUACUGCUGCCUGUUACCCUUCACAACAUCCGGUAUGCGAAAUGGCGUCGACUUCUGUGUUCCUAAUGAUGGUGAACGGACAAAUAGAGACUGCAGAGUUUCCAGAGUUUGAUGACAUAUACUGUCGAUAUUUUUUCACACAUGGUCCAGACUGGCUCAUAACUUCAGGGUUGGAAGAAGGAAUCACACAGAUAACAAAAAAGAGCCAAGAUGAAAGACAACUAUUUGUGUGGAAUUUUCCACUUGACAUCACUUUCAAAAGCACAAACUGCUAUGGAUGGCCUCAGUUAGUUGUCAGCGCUUAUGGGCUUGAUGCUUUUGGUACAGAUGUGGUGAGAGGCUAUGGAUGCACACACGUGCCCAUAACAUCAGGAAGACAUAAAGUGCGAAUACCCAUGUUUGUCCCCGAGUCGUCUUCCCUGCUGCAGAAGCUGACCAGCUGGUUCCUGGGUCGCCGACCAGAGUAUGUUGACCCCCGAGUGGUGGCACAAGGGGAAGGUCGUGAAGUGACACGGGUUCGUUCGCAGGGAUUCAUCACCAUCUCCUUUAACGUCGUCACGAAAGACCUGAAGAAGUUCGGGUAUGAUGUCCAGCCAUCUGAUAUCACGAAUCCGAUCCUGCCGGAAAGAGUUGGCAUGGCAACCACCGGGACUUCUGAAGCAUAAGCUGCCUCAGUUUUGGGAAGAAAUAGGGGGAAAAAAAAUAUAAGUGACUGAGAGCAGAAAAUGUCGUGAAUAAAUGUAGCUACGAGCGAAUUGGACUGACUGGAUUUAUGCUUGGCGGUACAUUUUUGUUGGAUAGUUUGGUACAUUGCCAUCCGGCUGUGUUGAACACCUUGGUAUGAAUGGGAAACUAAUGGUCAGGAUAGCACAAUACUAACAGGGAGAGAAAGUUGUUAGAGAGGAGGAGGAGAGAGACGCGGGAGGGGAUGGAGAGAGAGAAAAGAGAGAGAAAGGCAAAUUAGGAAAAAGAUCGUUCCUAUAACCGAGUACUCAUUAUUGAAAGCCAAGUUUCGAAGGGAGCAAACUACAGCACCAGCUGUACCUUUGGUGAUCGAUAGAAAAAGAAAGUUGAACGAGAACAGUUGUGGGAAUCCUGUUUGGAAGAGAAACCCUCCUGAGCAUUAACAAGGGAAAACCUUGAUUCCGGCUGUGUCAUUUAGUUCACUUUGAAAUGGUAUUUAUUUUUUUAUGGGUAUCUGUCAUCUUAUUACGUAGAGAACUGGGGAAACAGGUUGUUGGUGUGUGUGGGCUGGUGUUUGUGGGAUGGGAUGUACUAAUGAACGCUGUUGCAGAUGUUGCCGUCCAUUCAUUUAACUAUUUUAUUGUACAUGAUUAUCUUACAAAUCUAUAUUUGUAAAAGAAUUAAAUAAUUAGAUACAUC
Messenger RNA from Pomacea canaliculata, 1400 nucleotides. Its product is annotated as B9 domain-containing protein 1-like. Gene Ontology annotation, cellular component: MKS complex. Gene Ontology annotation, biological process: cilium assembly. Bases 59 to 682 code for a protein of 207 amino acids. The transcript has 6 exons. The record is from RefSeq and is a predicted model, not a curated record. Lineage: Eukaryota; Metazoa; Mollusca; Gastropoda; Architaenioglossa; Ampullariidae.